AGCCGUUGCGAGGCGCGCGGACCGGGACUCUCUGUCGCUGCUGAAAUUUCCUUCUGCGCAUGAUGACGCGUUGCCGUGUGCGCUGCGCUCCGGCGCCGCUCGGCUAGCAGCGGCAGCGGCAGGAAGUAUGCUGUCGAAGCGGCGGUGGGGAAAGACCCGAGAACCAAAAGUCGGUGGUUGAAGAGGAGGAGGAGAAAUAACCAUGUCUAAUCCGUGAAACUUGCACAUUUUGCAUCUCCGCGCCGUGCAUCGUUCAUUUCGCGGGCGCAGAGGCCAAUUGAGGGUGAUACCUCAUUGGCUGGUGUGACCCCCGCAGGCCCGCCACCUCCCAGGGUGGGCCCCGAUUGGCUGGACCUGCACUGACGGCUCUCGGGGAGAAAAUGGCCGCCACCUCUGCCCUCAGCUGAAGAGCUAAGCCCUGCUGUUUCCUCCCCUACCCUAUCACUGUUCAUUGCUGUAUUGUGAACCGUGAUUCUCUCCAACCGAUUCGCUUUAGAGUACUAUGGCAAUGCAUGAUAUGAGUCGUGCCAAGGGUUUCCCCUGUAAAGAGUGUGAUAUGGUUUGCCCGAGUACUCCAAGUCUUCUAGAGCAUAUGAAAGCACAUUAUCAGCAGGAAGAGACCGGACGUUUUGAGUGUGAACAGUGUGGCCGAAUUUACAAACACGCAGCUAGCCUCGCUAAUCAUAAAAAAUCUCAUGAAGUGGGUUCCUUCCAGUGUCCUGUUUGUACCCGUACCCUGCCCAACGCUGUAGCUUUGAAGAACCACCUACGUAUCCAUACUUUGUCCCCCAGUAGUGCACACACAGAAGAAGAGAGCGAAGAAGUACCCGAAGAAGCAGGCCACGACGAGAGGGACUACGGUCUCGCCCAGGACCUCUCCGACGGGUUUGGGCGCUCCCAUUUGAAUAAUAGUGGUAUGGGACAUAGUGUCCUACAAAGCCACGAGACAGACGACCACGGAAAAAAAGGCUCCCCUGAAUCCGACGACGCUUGGGACAGACCAUUCAAGUGUGAUCAGUGUGAUAGAACCUACCGGCAUCACGGUAGUCUGGUGAACCACAAAAAGUGUCACCAACAAGGAACUUUUAAGUGCUCUGUGUGUUUCAAACAAUUUAGCAACCUGGCUGCCUUAAACAGCCACGAGAGAACUCACUCGAAGUUCAAGCCCCCCGGGGCAUCCAUGGUGAGCAGCAGCAGUAGCAGCAGCAGCCUCCACGACUCGGAGCGCAGCAGUGGCAAUCAGUCGUCCCAGAACGACGACACGGCCUCCUGCUUCUGCCACCUGUGCCAGGUAGCGCUGCCGAAUAAGACAGACUUCCAGGAGCACAUCCUGCUGCACAACACGGCCUCGCCAUCCCUCGGCCUGCCCCGCAGUUUCCCAGGCAUCAUGCCUCACAAUCUGAGUGCAGUUCGAUCCCCAGCAUACACUCCGGCCCUGGGGGACCCUCUGCCCCUGCCACCCCUGCCCAGUGAGAAAAGAGGUCCCUACGACCCCAUAAUGGGCCCUCCAGUCAACAAUCCCAUCUACACAUGUGCAUACUGUGGCGCAGGACACCCAGAUCUCGAGACCUUGAAAGUCCACUAUCUAACCCACGAUCCCCACCCUGCUUCCCAUGGCCAGGACAGCUCCAUCCUCAAUUCAGACACCCUAAGUUCUGGAUCACAGGGCUCGGUGUCUUCACCCUCUGGAGGCCGUGUACCCCAGGCCAAUUCUCCAGAUGACGGAGAGCGGCGCUUUAAAUGUGGGGAGUGUGGAAAAAGCUACCGGCAUGCAGGAAGUCUGGUCAACCACAAACGCUGCCAUCAGACAGGCCACUACCAGUGCACCAUCUGCUGUAAGCAGUACCCUCACCUGGCAGCGCUACACAGCCACCUACGAAGCCACAAGGGACGUCCCUCCAACCAGCCUAUUAACAAUGACAGCAAUGACUGGUUAUCUCCAGAGCCACUAACUCUGGACUCCCAGCAGAGCUACGUCCAGGAAGGCAGUGGUGCCACCACUCCAAUCUCACUGCCGGGGAAUCUUGGUGAUGCUGCCCACUUUGUACCAGAUGGUGGCCACAGCAGUGGGUUGGACUCUCUUGAGUUCCACGAUCGCUUUGAUGGCAGCUCACUUUCCCAGAGCAACUCUGCUCACCGUCAGGCCGACAGACACGUGUGUGCCGACUGCGGUGAGAUGUAUGGCGAUGUAUCUGGCAUCAAGUCACACAUGUGUCCCCGCCAUGGCCAGCAACAGCAGGCACAACAGCAGCAGGGCAACAUGUCGAACGGUUUUAUGGGGAACAUGAACUACCACAGCUCCAGCGGAACUUCACUGUCUGCUGGAGGCUCGGGCAGCCUGAAGGAAGGCGGCAGCCAACGACAGUACGCCCACAGCGGAGGCAAGAGAAUGGGGAGCAAUGACAAAGAUGACGAGGAUGAUGGAGAAGUGUAUCACUGCUCGGUGUGCGGCAACCACUACGCCAGCCUCAGAGCUCUCAGGAGCCAUCUGCGUAGCCAUGCCAAUAACCCAACAGGACCAGGACCUUCCACCCUGGAGCAGGAUUGGAGAAUGAUCUGCUCCACCUGUGGCCAGAGCUUCUCCAGGAAACAGGACCUCCUGAAUCACCAGUUAGUCCAUGGCCCCCAAAGGCCAGACGGCCAGCAACAGGGUAUUGGAGGCAGCUCAGCUAAUGGCAAUGAUAAGAUGGACGGACGCAGCCACAUUUGUGUUGACUGUGGCAUGUUUUUUGCUGACCGCCACCACCUCAUCACCCACCUGUGCCCUGGGAAGAGUCGGGCUGGCUCACUGAGCAAGCAGGGCCUGAAUGGAGCCAAAGGGAUGUCUGGAGGAGAUGGUGUUGGUGCUGGGGUCGCCGGAGGGAGUCGUGAUGUUGGUGGCGAUGGACGUAGGCCUAUGGUUGACCAAAGUGACAAGCCCCACAAGUGCGACCAAUGUGGAAGAGGAUACAGACACCCCUGCUCACUCCUUAACCACAAAAAGUCCCAUAAGACUGGGGUUUUUCGCUGCUUGGUGUGCCAGAAACGAUACUACAAUCUGCUGGCUCUCAAGAAUCACCAAAGGACCCACUUUGACCUGAAGAGGCACAAGUGUGAAGAAUGCGGCAAGGCCUUCAAGAUCCAAAAGCAGCUGAUCAACCACCUCCGUCUCCAUGAGGAGCAUCGGGCCAAAGGUCUUGUUCGGACCGGCCCAAAUGGUUCCCGAUUCCAGCAGCCUGGCCCCUCUCAAAUGCAGACUAUGAGAGGAGAGUCAUCAAAGGGCCAGGUAAUGGGUGUCAAAUACAGCCAUCAGGGGUUCAAAAAGCCCUACUCUUCAGCUGGAACUUCCAGGCCCCAGAAGUUUGACCCAGCUGAAAGUGGACGUCGGCCUUUUGCCUGUGAAGAAUGCGGAAAGACAUACCGACAUGCGGGCAGCCUAGCCAAUCACAAGAAUCUUCACAAAAUCGGGGAGUACCACUGCAAUGUUUGCAACUCUACAUACCCCAACAGGCUGGCAAUGAAAAACCACUUGCGUCUCCACUUUGCCCAGAAGAAGCACAACUGCCAAGAGUGUGGCAAGGGCUUCCGCACUCAGAGGCAGCUAGCUACCCACACUACAGCUGGGCUGUGCAAAGGCCCUCAGGGCCCUGGGGCCCAGAUGGAUUUUGAGUGUGAUGGCUGCUGUGAAGGCUUUGCCACGGCUGAUGAGCUUGCAGCCCAUGACUGCCCAGCCCAGCACCUGCCUUCGUCCUCCUCCACCAACAGCUCCACCAACAUCAGCAUGGAGAGAAGCUCUGUGGACCUGGACUCUGAUGAGAGACCCUACGCCUGUGACCUGUGCAGCUGCGCCUACAAACAUGCAAGCUCUUUGCUGAACCACAAGCACACCCACAAGACAGGCAACUUCCGGUGCAACUUCUGCGACAAGCCGUACACCAACUACAUGGCGCUACGCAACCACAUGCGCAUCCACACACAGCGGAAGAAGCACAUCUGCCACACGUGCGGGAAAGCCUUCCGGCUGGCCAGGUUCCUCCGUAACCACCAGAAGGUCCAUGAGGAGGGGGCUACCCCCUUUGGCUGCCCCACCUGUGGGAAGAGUUUCCAGGGGAGAUCCGGUCUGGCCAGGCACCGCUGCGGGGACAACCAGGUAGGCAUGGAAGUCAGGAGGAAGGCCACUGCACCCACGGGAGAGGGCGAAGAGUGUCGGUACACAUGUGAUCAAUGCGGCCGCUCCUACCGCCAUGCCAGCUCCCUCCUCAACCACAAGAACACCCACACUGUCGGCAUCUACCACUGCGCCGUGUGCCUCAAGACAUACUCCAACCUGCUUGCCCUGAAGAACCACCGCCGUAUCCACUCUGAGACACGGCGCCACCGUUGCCACGACUGCGGCAAGGCCUUCCGUGUUUCCUCCCAGCUCUACAACCACCGACGAGUCCACCAGAAGCAGCGGGAGCUGACCUGCCGGUCCUGCCAACGAGCCUUUCCUACGCAGGCCAGCUUCAGGCUCCACAUGGAGAUCACCCACGGCCAGGCACCGCAGCCCCGCCAGCCCAGACCCCAGCAGCCCCGACCAGGGGGCUCCCAGGAGCUGGGCUGGGGGUCAGGCUUGGACCUCACCUUGAUGCAAGAGCAAGGACUCGACCCCGGCAGCAUGGCCAAAGCCCGCAGCCGUGGGGGCAACAGUGAGGUCAUCAAGUCCCACGUCUGCGACCAGUGUGGGCGGUCUUACCGCCACGCCAGCUCCCUGCUCAACCACAAGAACAGCCACAAGACCGGGACCUACUUCUGCAACUCCUGCCAGAAGGAGUUCCCCAACCUGAUGUCCCUCAAGAACCACCGGCGGAUCCACACCGAGCCCAAACGCUACCAGUGCCCCGACUGCGGCAAGUCCUUCCGUGUCUCCACUCAACUCAUCUGCCACCGCCGCAUCCACACCAAGGAGAAGCCGUUCUCCUGCCAACAGUGUGACAAGCGCUUCUCGUCCAAGUCCAACCUGAGGCACCACAUGAAGGUGCACUGGAGCAGCUCGACGGCGCCUCCUCCCAUGGCCAUGGGUGCGCCCAACUUCCUGGACCUGAGUCCGGUGAGUCCGCCCAGCAGCUCCAGGAGCUUUGUCUGCACUCAGUGUGGGCGGUCUUACCGCCACGCCAGCUCCCUGCUCAACCACAAGAACAGCCACAAGACCGGGACCUACUUCUGCAACUCCUGCCAGAAGGAGUUCCCCAACCUGAUGUCCCUCAAGAACCACCGGCGGAUCCACACCGAGCCCAAACGCUACCAGUGCCCCGACUGCGGCAAGUCCUUCCGGGUGUCCACGGCGCUCGUCUGCCACCGCCGCAUCCACACCAAGGAGAAGCCGUUCUCCUGCCAUCAGUGUGACAAGCGCUUCUCGUCCCGGUCCAACCUGAGGCACCACAUGAAGGUGCACUGGAGAGGUCCGCCACUGUCCAGAGGGACACCGUCCGCCUUCCUCACCGUCCCCUCCAGGCCUUUCUAGACCUCCCUGUUCUCAUGACCUCGUGUUGUCCUGAGACAGUCUGGACCAGCAGGAGGAACGCCAGGAC
Molecule: messenger RNA, 5549 nt
Organism: Xiphias gladius (swordfish)
Lineage: Eukaryota; Metazoa; Chordata; Actinopteri; Istiophoriformes; Xiphiidae
Product: zinc finger protein 850
Exons: 5
Coding region: 503-5482 (1659 amino acids)
Biological process (GO): regulation of transcription by RNA polymerase II
Cellular component (GO): nucleus
Molecular function (GO): DNA-binding transcription factor activity, RNA polymerase II-specific; RNA polymerase II transcription regulatory region sequence-specific DNA binding
Source: RefSeq, a predicted model, not a curated record